CACCCCGUGAGAGGCCCGAACCUGCCGGUUUAGGCCGUACAAAAGCGGUUAAAAAUAAAUCCUAAAAAGAAGGCGUGAGGGUUCCUAAAAAUAAAAAUGACAAAUCCUAAAAGAAAACUUCCUAAGGGAAAAUCUUGUCGGCGCCUCAGUCCCUGUCCCGAGCCGCUGGCCUUCCGCUGCGUGCGUCUGCACCGAGCCUGCUGCAGAGCAGCGCUGUGCCUCGUGCUGCGGGCUCUGCUGUCCCCGUCCCGGGGCGGCAGCGUUCCUGAGUGGACUCGGGGCUCACUGAGGAGUAUAGCGAGAGCUGGGCCUUCCCUGCCCACAGCCAGCCCCUUGCGACCGUAAAUGUGCCCAGCGGGGCCUGUGCCCGUCAAUUCCUAGUGUCACACUGUGUCACAUUGGCCCGGCAAGAGCCCACCGGCUUCUGCAGGCUACCCGCUGCGAUCAGCCCCGCUCACAGCCUCACACAGACCCCGAAGCCUCAGCGCUGCCCUGUGCUUCUGACCGCAGUGCUUCCCAGUUCUGUCUGUGCAGGCCAGAAGUGCCGUGCGUGUCCCGCUCGUGUCCCUGCCGCUGCAGGCCCCGUCGCACGGCUGCAUUUGGACAGCGCUCGCCACCCGCCGGCCUGAGGACGAUGGGGAAGGGCUACAAGGUGGUGGUCUGCGGAAUGGCGUCUGUGGGGAAAACUGCGAUUUUGGAGCAGCUUCUCUAUGGAAAGCACACUGUCGGUUUAGAAGAGGGUGCCACAAUGGAAGAUGUGUACUUGGCAUCGGUGGAGACGGACCGAGGUGUGAAGGAGCAGCUGCGGCUGUAUGACACCAGGGGUCUGCAGGAGGGCGUAGAGCUGCCCAAGCACUACUUCUCUGUUGCUGAUGGCUUCAUCCUCGUGUAUGCCAUCACCAGCCUCGAAGCCUUCCAGAGAGUUGAACAGCUCAAAAAAGAGAUUGAUAUCUUCAGAGACAAAAAGGAGGUAACAGUUAUCAUACUGGGAAAUAAAACGGACCUCCUGGAGCAACGACAAGUGGAAACAGAAGCAGCACAGCAAUGGGCAAGGGCUGAGAAAGUGAGACUGUGGGAAGUGACUGUGACAGAUCGGAAAACACUGCUUGAGCCAUUCACCUUCCUAGCGAGCAAACUCUCCCAGUCCCAGAACAAAUCAACAUUUCCCUUGCCUGGAAGGAAGAGCAAAGGGAAUAACUGCGAUAACUAAGCUCCCUUUAAUGCUGUCUGCCGUAGCCAGGUGCAGCCUAAAUCCUUUCUAUGCCUUUUGCUUCACGCGGUUUCACUUAAAGCAAUAAUCUCAUUCAGCAAUAAAUCAGCAAGCUUAUGGCUAA
This is a messenger RNA of Centrocercus urophasianus (Greater sage-grouse), 1334 nucleotides long. It is a transcript of the gene NKIRAS1, whose product is annotated as NFKB inhibitor interacting Ras like 1. Lineage: Eukaryota; Metazoa; Chordata; Aves; Galliformes; Phasianidae. The record is from RefSeq and is a predicted model, not a curated record. Bases 635 to 1210 code for a protein of 191 amino acids. Gene Ontology annotation, biological process: canonical NF-kappaB signal transduction. The transcript has 3 exons. Gene Ontology annotation, molecular function: GTP binding; GTPase activity.